Molecule: messenger RNA, 1757 nt
Organism: Monomorium pharaonis (pharaoh ant)
Lineage: Eukaryota; Metazoa; Arthropoda; Insecta; Hymenoptera; Formicidae
Product: THAP domain-containing protein 3
Exons: 4
Coding region: 515-1132 (205 amino acids)
Source: RefSeq, a predicted model, not a curated record
CCAACCAGAGCGCACUAUAAAAUAGUGUCCAUACUGUCCAUGAGCUUUUACACAACGCGCAUAUAGCACAGAAUCCGUAUAGUAUAGAAUGUUGAAACAAACAGCGUGUAUUUAACUGUCCUAUUUAUUUGUGAGAUUAGAUCCAUGCCAUUCGAUCGUUCUUGCCACGGAGAUAGGAUAUGUUAUAAAUAUUAAUAUGAGGAUGCUCUCUCCUCCCCCUGCACCCCGCUCACGCGCAUUCUCUGCAUCACAUGAGUUUUUGACUUUUCACGCAAAACAAGAUCUUCAUAAAGUACAUGUACAAGUUGAAAUUCGUGCGCUUUUUGCAUAGUUUUGUGUCUACAGGAACAUGUAACCGUUACUUGAAUCAGACAAACGCAUCCAUUUGUUGAAAUCUAACCUAAAAUCAUGUCUGAUUACGGAAAAUAUCGUAAUUAAUAAUUCUCAUUAUGUUAUGCUCUCUACAAUGAAAAAAAUUAAACUAAAAUUGAGUGUAUUUAUGCAAAAUUAAAAAAUGGGUCGUAGAUGUUAUCUUUGUAAUAAAUGCAAUAAAAGCACGGAAAUUGCUUUGCAUCGAUUUCCACAAAACACUCCUAAAUAUACACACGUUUAUCAACGUUGGCUUCAAGCUUGUGGAUUAAAUGAAAGGGAUGAUGUAUCACAUAUAUAUAUUUGUACAAAUCAUUUUACUCCUGAGGAUUUUCAUAUAAAGAAUAAACGGAUAAGGUUAAAUUCUGGAGCAAUUCCUUCAAUAACUGUUCCGAAUCCAACAAUCAAAGAAACAAAUAACAUUACUGACAAUAGAAUGAUAAUACAGUCAACAUCUGAUAAUAACAAUACUGCAGAUUUUGAGAAAAAACAACUUGGUACUCCGCAAAAGCCGCGUCGAUUUGCAGAACUGCGGUACAUUUCUAAAAUCAAACUGGCUGAUGUCGCAACUCCUCGGAAAGCUAAAAAAACAUUAUUGUUUGUGAAAUUUACUGACAAAAAAAAAUCAAAAAAGAUUAAACUUUUACAAGACGCGAAUAAAAAGUUAAAACAACGAAUUAUUUCUAUGCGGCUGAUAAUGUCACAGCUUCUGCAAAAGGGACUGAUUCUGAAAGAUGCUGAAGACAUUUUAUUGGUACAGUAGAUGAAAAUGUCUCAUUUGACUACAUUGUAAUUGAUUUCACCAAUUCAAAUAGUAUUUUAUUUUAAAUUAGUCAAUUGGUGAGGUAGACAAUCAGAAUCCAUUUAUAAAAUUUGAAACUUACUACAUGAGUGGCGUCCAAUUGCCUAUAUUACUAAUUGGCUAAUUUAAAAUAAAAUAUUUUAAUUAGUAAACUCAAUAAAAAAUCCCUAAGCAUUGAUCGCUGUGAAUGGCUGUAGUUAAGGUAUUUUUAAAUUAAUUAAUGGUUUAAAUAGCAAAUUUAUUGAUUCUUGUUUUACAAAAAUUACAUGACAGUAAUUGCAAAGUUUAUUCAAUAACGGAGCUUCUUCAAAUAUUUAUAUAUGUGCAUCGAGGUGCUACUUUUCAGUAUAGAUCUAAAAUUCAAGUCUUAAUUUAACAAUACAAUAACAAAAGAUGUUUCAUUUUUUUAUUUCUACUAUAUAAUAAGAUUAGUAAAAAAACACUAGGAAAUAAAUAUUAAAAACUCGUGAUGGAAUAUUAUUUCAUGAGAUCAUAUUAAGAAAUUGUACGAAUUCCAAAAUAAAGAGGGUCUAAGCUGCAAAUAAAUUGAUCAAUAAACAUACAGUACAAAAAUAAUAGAAUAAAC